AUGGGAAAGAAGCCCAAACACCGGGGGGCCGCAAAACUGACAGGGGCUCGUGAUAUCGGAGCACUUCUCCUCCGACCCGCCAAGGCCGCAGUAACCCCCGCUCCGACUCAAAAUGGCGACUCUGCCUCGGCGUCCUCCGCAGAACAGCUCCUUGAUGAGCUGGACGACUUCCCCGACACAGGGGGAUUACACAGUGUAUCUUCAGACGAAGACAAUGACCUACCCUCCACCAAAGGGGACAUAAAAGUCCUCCUAUGCAAUAUACGCUCCCUCUUCGCGGCAGACAUGGCGGUACUGAGAGAAGAGAUUCACACCGUGGAGGGGCGAAUGAGGAAGACGGAGGCGGAAUCGCAGGGCCUCGCCGCACGCUGUGUACAAUUAGAGGCUCACAACACAGAGCUGCAGCGCGCCCAGGCACUGCUCACCACCCGCCUGGACGCAAUGGAGGACCGGCACAGACGCCGCAACGUGAAGAUCAGAGGGGUCCCUGAAACAGUGACCCAGGAAGGCAUACAGGGAUAUCUUGGGCGGCUUCUCGCCUCCCUGCUCACACCACAGCAGAUGAAGACGGCCCUAACGGACGGGUCUUACAGAAUCCCAAGAGCCGCUAGAGCCCCAGCAGACACCCCGAGAGACAUCAUCCUCCAAUUUCAAACGCAGACAGGCCAAGCAACCUUUAUGGCAGCGGUGAGAGGAAAGGCAUCCCACCUCUUCGAGACAACUAGCCUGUCAUUCUUCCAAGAUCUAUCCAGGCCCACGUUGCUGUGGAGAAGCCUCCUCAAACCCCUGACGACCACUCUCCGCCAAGCCUCAGUCCCAUACCGUUGGGCAUUCCCCAGAAGCUUGCUCAUCACGCAUAAAGGCGCAUCCAAACGGGUCACUGACCCAUCCGAAAUAGAUUCAGUACUGACAGCGCUGGGCCUAUCACCGAGACAGGAACAAGCUAAUACCGACCAGAGGCCAAAGACCCAACACACCUGGGAUGUAGCAAACGUAAGACCGUUCCAACCAGUCACCCCCGGUGCCUCGUCCUCCACCGCCUACAAGGCGCAACGGGCAAACCGGCAACUGGCGGACACCUGA
Pelobates cultripes (western spadefoot toad) is the source of this 1083-nucleotide messenger RNA. The record is from the annotation of a GenBank genome assembly. Lineage: Eukaryota; Metazoa; Chordata; Amphibia; Anura; Pelobatidae.